AUGUUUAAUUCUUACUCAUAUGAAAAAUAACUUGCCUUAUCCAAAGAGAUUGACAAGAUUAAGAAAGGAUACAUGAGAGAACGAGAAGUUCGCAAAGGUAAGAUUGAUUGAAUAAAUGAAGAGUUAAAUAAUAGGUUGGCAUAGAAUUACAGGAAAAGAGUGGAAAAUUUUGUGAUCAACAUGCUUGAGAAUCCCGUGGUUUGUGCUGAAUACAAACAGCCCAACACUCAAGCCUUUAGAUAGGAAGACCCAACUAAGAAUUUAGGAGAUCCCCAAUUUUAUGUCAAGGGUUUCAAGCAUGAGAAAGAUCGUAUCCAAGAAGCCUUGGACAGAAACAAAGAUCUUGACUUUCUUCCUAAUCGACAAGUGGCUCAUUAUUGCUUUCGUGAAAGGGAUCCAUCUAAAGACAUUAAACGAGACGUGUUUCGAUACAGAGAUAAAACUAGUUUAGAAAGGAUAGAACAGUUUUUGAAGGAUCACACAUAAACCUAAGUGGAGAAUCAGAAAUUCAGCAAGAAGAAAGUAUUUAAUAUAGAGAAUCUCUCGGAAAACAUGAGUUCGCUAGACAGGAAAGCCUAUUUAAGCAGAUUAAUUGCCAAAAAUUUACUUCCUAGUUUACAUCAAAAAACACAUUUUCAAGCUGCGGCUACAAUGUUUAAUAAUUUGCCAUGUAUACUCCUUGUGUUAAUUUUCUAGUGUCUCUUAUGGACCAUGCUAGAUCGGCUCCAUUGUUGAAGUAAGCAGAAGCAGAAGAAAAGAGUAUAAAUUAUUUACCAAUCAAUUUUAGAAUCUCAAUAACAAUAGAGGGAUGUUUAGAAGACUGAAGAAAUGGAAUAGAAAGACAAUAAGAUCAAGCAAGGGAAUGAAUUGGAGACCUUUAAUCCUAUUGAAACUUCUAAAUCUGUGUUGGAAAAGUGUAAUGUCAUUCGCGGUAAGAAUCCUAAAAUUAGUACAAUUCAUAAAGGAUAAGGACAUUUAAUCUCAACUUUGGACAAAUCAAUUUAGGAAAUAUAUAGGGACAUCUAUGGAAUAGAUUUGAGUUAAGGCAAGUUUUUUUAAAAAUGA
Messenger RNA from Paramecium octaurelia, 1065 nucleotides. The record is from the annotation of a GenBank genome assembly. Lineage: Eukaryota; Ciliophora; Oligohymenophorea; Peniculida; Parameciidae.